This is a messenger RNA of Linum trigynum, 1500 nucleotides long. The record is from the annotation of a GenBank genome assembly. Lineage: Eukaryota; Viridiplantae; Streptophyta; Magnoliopsida; Malpighiales; Linaceae.
AUCAACUAAGUUUCUUCACUCUCCACUUCACAGUAUCAACUUUAUUCUAAACAAUUAGAAAGAACAAAUUAUACAUGUUUCCACAAACAUAAAGAAUAUUAGUUGUUUAAGGAAGAUAUAUUAUUUAGAAUAUUAAAUAUACUGGGAAAGUAGUUAUAUGUGUGUAGGCGGGUACCCAUGGGGCGGGUUUACCUAAACCCAAACCCAACCCGGUGAAUAGUGUAGCGUGUUUAAACCCAAACCCGGCCCAAAACCCGUCAACAUGGGUUUUACCCGCGUUGACCGGGUUGGGUCGGGUGGGUACCCGUGGGUUCGGGUUUUGUUGCCAUCUCUAACUAGGGGGACUCAUUCCCGGGUGACUCUUCCUUUGCUUUAGAAAACCAAAUCAUUUCCUGCUUUCUUUCUGCUUUUAGUUAAAACAACAAUCAAUCGACUUAGUUGGCUAGAAAAUAGAUAAUCACGGAGUAGGCAGUAGAUCUAGACCCCGGGUUGAUAAUUAGAACUUGCCACUAUUCUACAUUUCCGGAAUGCGAUUACACUUGGUCGCAGUUUGGUGUUGUGUCGUAGCGUGUCAAGUUUUUGGCGCCGUUGCCGGGGUACCCUCUAGGUUAUUGGGGAAACGUGAAAGUUUGUUACUCUAGCUUUUUCUUUACUGCAUUUUCUCUCUUCCACCUGUGUGCCUUCACGGGUUGCUUCUGCUGAUUGUGUGCAGGUAGUGCAUGACCCGUAGCCAGUCGGGAGAUCUACUACCAUUAGACCAGGAGCUUGAACGAACCUGCAGGAACUUCAAGCGGGCUCUAAAGGCACGACUGACUGUGGAGGAGGCGCUAGCACAGCUGCAAAUCGCCGACGAAGAAGAGAUGGGUGAUCCACAGGACCAUGAUGUGGUCCUUCCCGAGGAGCAGACCAUGGGAUACUACUGGACCGCUAGGGCCGCGAAUAUGAGGUCGCCCAUUCAACACCCUCAUAUGCCAGUAAAUAAUUUUGAGGUGAGCACCUCUGUCAUAACCAUGCUGUGCGGUUCGGUGGUGUUCCGUGGCAAAGAGGGGGAGUGUCCCCGAUCACAUCUGAGGCGAUUCCACGAGCUCAUCGAUGGAAUCAAGAUAAAUGGGGUCCCAGCCGAUGCCAUCCAGCUGAGGUACUUCCCAUUUACUCUGGAAGGGCAGGCCAAGGAGUGGCUAGACACUCGACCUCCAGGAUCUAUCACCACGUUCGCCAACCUGGCGGACAAGUUCCUCACUCGCUACCAUCCCCUGUCCAAGACGGCAGACCUAUAGAAGCAAAUUACCCGUUUUGCUCAGGAUGAAGACGAGACCAUCUGAGAUGCCUGGGAGAGAUACACCAGUCUCUUUCUCAAGUGUCCCAACCAUGGUUUUACUGAUGCCUUCAAGGUGGGAACCUUCUACCAUGCCCUCUUCCCGGAGGACAAGCAGCUGAUUGAUUCGGUAUGUGACGGGAAUAUGCUCACCAAAACAAGGUGAAUAAACUUUUUGUGGAGAU